Cynoglossus semilaevis (tongue sole) is the source of this 3019-nucleotide messenger RNA. It is a transcript of the gene reeld1, whose product is annotated as reeler domain containing 1. The transcript has 4 exons. Gene Ontology annotation, cellular component: membrane. The record is from RefSeq and is a predicted model, not a curated record. Lineage: Eukaryota; Metazoa; Chordata; Actinopteri; Pleuronectiformes; Cynoglossidae. Bases 1 to 2400 code for a protein of 799 amino acids.
AUGCUACUUAGCGUUUACUGUUUGGGAGUGGGUGUGGUUUUAUUCAUUCAGGCUCUGCCCAGCUCAACAUUUUCCCGUGGUGCCAGCCUCACAUCUUGUCAGGAAAUGAUUCCUGGCCACAUCCAGGCUCAGCCCCAGGAGCUGCAACAAAGCUACGUCACACUGCUAACAUCAGCCUCCUCAUACCUGCCUGGACAGUUCAUCACAGUUACUGUGCGAAGUUCCAGAGACUUCAUGGGUUUCCUGCUCCAGGCUCGCAGUUCAGAUGUGGUUGAGGCUGGUGCUGGAGGUAGGAUUAAGGCCAGAAGUGAUGCUAAAAAAGAUUCUAGGUCUUCAAGAUUUGGUCCAGUUGUAGUUGGAGGGUCCUGGACCUUCACACCACCUGGUAGUCACUCCCUGCGUUGCCUCUCAGAGGGUGACACCCUCACCCACUCGGACAAACAGCUGAAGAGAAACCUGUCAUUUGUUUGGAGAGCUCCUGAUGUUCCUAUGGGGGAUGUGCGGUUCUACAUCACAGUGGUUCAGUCAUACUUCGUGUACUGGGCAGGUAUUGAAUCUGGUUUGGUCCGGGACCAGGAGGCUGAAACCAAAGACCAGCCAUUAAUACCAAACUUUCAAAGUAUCAAUGCAUGGACAGAGUCUUCCACCCCUUACGUUUACAUGACCGAACCUUGGAGAGCUAGCACUCAAGAAUCAGAUCAGGAUAAGAGUUUUUUUUCAGACUCUCAGUCUGGAAUAGAGCUUCAAGAGAGACCAACCAAAAACCCAAACCUAAAGGUUUACCCUAACAUACCUAUGUUAACACCCAGCUCUAUUUCCAAGACACAAACAUCUUCCAAACUCCAUCCCCAGUUCCAGACUGGGACGAGAAAGAUUUUUCUCUCUUUACUAAAUCCUGCUAAGACCGAGAUCUUCUCAGACGAAACUACUCCACAAUCCUCUUUCCAGGCUCGUUCUAUUUCCACUCUAGUUCCAGCACACCCUAGUGUUCUGUUACUGCCAGAUCCAUCUGUGGUUCAUUUAACCAAUACACCUGGACCACAGAAAAACACUCUACCGGACCCUCAAACCCCACUACGAGAGAAUUCUUCACCAAGUCAGAACUUUGUCCAAGAAAAUCUGUCUGAUUUGCAAGAAACCCUGAUUUUCCAAACUACUAUGAUGGAAUCAAAGUCCAAGUCCCAGACUGAGUCAAGCCAGGGAGAUGCCUUAGAAUGGACCACAGGAGCCACUCAAACUUUUAACCAUCCUCAGCUCACAUCAGGGUAUGACCUGUUUGCAACAAAUAGGUUGGAGGUUAGGAAAGAUGAGCAUGAAGAUAGGAUGCAAUUCAUCAGUGAACCAUAUGCUUCUUCCUUAACCACUUCUCUUAAUCCUUCUAAAAUCUCUAAGGUAGUUUCACUUCGUCCAACCUUCAGAUCAACACUUAAGUACCAGCCAAAAACUUUUCCUGCACUUUCUGCUCUUGCUUCUCCAUCACCAAUCUCAGUCCCUGCCCAAACGAUCCCAGUCCAGUCUCCUCCUACUUAUCCUAAACCACUGAAUAACUCUUCCAACCAUCUGUUAACAACUACCCUGUUUCCACUUGGGUCGAAAUUCAAUCCCCACUCAUCCACUCAUAUGCCGUCCACUAAUUUCUACCUUGACACUUCCUCAGCUCCAUCAACAACCUCUUCUGUUCCCGCUGCACGUACUGACUCCUCACCUUCUCCUGUUUUAGCGAGAACUCCAUUUCAAAUGACAUCAUCAUCUUUCUCAGUAUCAUCUCUCAUCUCCUCCUCAAGGUUACCCACACCUCAACUAGAACCUUCUCCUGCUCCUCUUCGUUCCAUCUACAACCCCCUCCCACCUUCUUCUUCCCCAGUCCCGACCAGAAAGCAAAUUUAUCAGCAUUUGCUCAUCCUGAAGCACCCCAGGCCUUUGAAUCCUGUAUUAAAACUCACUUCAACAACACCAAAGACUUCAGUUCACCAAAACCAUGAUCCCCAUCCUAACCUUGAGACAACUUUCAGACUGAAUCAUGACCAUGAGUUAAAACCCAUCCACGUUAACACAGACACAAAACAAAAACAACCCUCAAAACCACCAGGGCCUCCAACCAAGGAAGGGAAGUAUCCAGAAAUGAUUCCUCGGCACAGUUCCUGGGAGCUGGGGAUGCUGCUGGGAUGCUCAGCAGGACUAGGUAUGGUGCUGGUGGUCGGUGUGCGUUACAUGUACCGGCAGGCCUGUGGCAAACGUACUGGGGUGACACUGAACGACAGAGAAAGGGAGUACGAAAGAGGAGAAAGAGGGUUGAUCCAUGUCCAGGAGUGCGGAGACUUGGUACGAGUCCGUAGAAUUAGAGAUAACAGUUUUGUGCUUCUGGCUGAGUACGAUAUUCUGGCUGCUCCUGGAGACUGAAGAAGACUGAAGACUGAAGUCUUUAGAUAGCAUAAAAACAAAUACACUAUCAACUGAUGUGUACCAUCUUCUAACCCCUAGUAAAAAAGUGUGAAUGUUUGCAGACUCCUGCACCUACACAGAAGUUCAUGACAAGUCUUUUUGAUGCAAUAGGUUUAGAAAAACGUGGUCUUUCUCCUGAAGGAAUUUCAAAGAAGACAAACACACUCAGCUUCUAUAGACCCAGACACAAAUGUUUUAUUUAAAACAUUUUGUACUGUAGUUGUGUGCGAUUCUUGAAUAAAUUGUCAUGGAUUACUGAUGCACUAAGUAUAUGUUUCAUUAACGUUCAAUAUGUCCAAGUGUAUUCAAAAACUCCAAUCAAUAACUGCAACGUUUUAUUUUGAGGUCAAACUGCAGGUGCUGCAGUGAUAAGAAAACUCUUUGUCAAACCUUUAGCACACAACCAUAAUCUUAUAAAAAACACGAGUCUGUCCAGCUAACAAGACAAUCUGGUCUCCUUUUCCAUCCCUGUUUAUCAAUCUUCUUGUGCGCUGACAUCAAUCAAUGCAUCCUGCUUAUCUUCUUCUGGCUAGAUGCAUUACUGCCACCUGCAGGCCAGAGUGUGUGCACCAGCGUU